Messenger RNA from Nanorana parkeri, 4749 nucleotides. It is a transcript of the gene NLGN1, whose product is annotated as neuroligin 1. Bases 471 to 3023 code for a protein of 850 amino acids. The record is from RefSeq and is a predicted model, not a curated record. The transcript is spliced from 8 exons. Gene Ontology annotation, cellular component: synapse; postsynaptic specialization membrane; cell surface. Gene Ontology annotation, biological process: presynaptic membrane assembly; synaptic vesicle endocytosis; chemical synaptic transmission. NCBI's taxonomy places the organism in Eukaryota, Metazoa, Chordata, Amphibia, Anura, Dicroglossidae. Gene Ontology annotation, molecular function: signaling receptor activity; neurexin family protein binding.
AAGAGGAGUCUUGCUGGAGCUGCUGGCUACUGAUGCUUCCUUAACAACAAAGCAUUUAUUCAUUUGAAGUGAAGGUACUGCAAAAUGCUUCGAUUCAGCAUCCUUCCAUCCUUUUAUUAGGCUAAGUCAUGUAUUUAUGAUUGCUGAUCCUGGACGUGUACAAGGAUAUAGACCUGCGGCUAACUGGAUUUGAUUUAUAAGAAGUCAGUGUGGAAUAAAUGGCAGCUCCUGUGAUAUUGCUACUUUGGAAAACAGUAUUGUCAAUAGAAUGUAGCCUGAUAAAUAGUGCUUAGUGAAGAUACUGCUUCAGUGAGUGGGAAAUCAAUGGAAGAAUCUUGCUGCGUGAAAACCCUUCUGAGAUUUUUCUGGCAGGAUCGCAUUUAACAAACCUGAUACAUUUUCUUCGAUUGCCCUGUUUUACACAAGUGGAUACAAAUAUCAUUGCUUUCCUCUGCAACUAAUGUGGGACUAUGGCAUUUCCAAGGUCCAUGCGACUGAAAUGUUUGUGGAGAGUAGCAAGGUUGCGUCUGUUAUCCAUGGGUCUGGAUUUCACGUUUUCCUUGUGCCUGUUGGGAUUUUUGCUUCACAUUACAGCUGUGUGCUCACAAAAACUGGAUGAUGUAGACCCCAUAGUAACAACGACUUAUGGAAAAGUACGAGGCAUUAAGAAAGAACUCAAUAAUGAAAUCCUAGGGCCUGUUAUCCAAUUCCUUGGUGUUCCUUAUGCUGCUUCUCCAGUAGGGGAACGACGUUUUCAACCUCCAGAGCCUCCAACGACUUGGGAGAAUAUAAAAAAUGGCACUCAAUUUGCCCCUGUUUGUCCGCAAAACAUUGUAGGAGGCAGGCUUCCUGAAGUCAUGCUUCCUGUUUGGUUCACCAACAACCUGGAUGUAAUUUCUUCCUAUGUGCAAGACCAGAGUGAAGACUGCCUAUAUUUAAAUAUAUAUGUCCCAACUGAGGAUGUAAAAAGAAUAUCCAAGGAAUGUGCCCGGAAACCCGGCAAGAAAAUAUGUAGAAAAGGAGGUCCCCUUACAAAGAAACAGACAGAUGAUUUAGGUGAUAAUGAAGGUGCUGAAGAUGAAGACAUCAGAGAUAGCGGAGGUCCCAAGCCUGUGAUGGUAUAUAUUCAUGGAGGAUCCUAUAUGGAAGGAACUGGUAAUUUAUUUGAUGGAAGUGUCCUAGCAAGUUAUGGAAAUGUUAUAGUCAUCACUGUCAACUAUCGCCUUGGGGUACUUGGUUUUCUAAGCACUGGUGACCAAGCUGCAAAGGGAAACUAUGGACUCCUUGAUCUUAUACAAGCCUUAAGAUGGACUAGUGAAAACAUUGGGUUUUUUGGGGGUGAUCCUUUAAGAAUAACAGUAUUUGGAUCUGGUGCAGGUGCAUCAUGUGUCAAUCUGUUGACUCUGUCCCAUUAUUCAGAAGGACUUUUUCAAAGGGCAAUUGCACAAAGCGGAACUGCCCUUUCUAGUUGGGCAGUAAGCUUUCAGCCUGCCAAAUAUGCCCGGAUGUUGGCAACAAAAGUUGGAUGCAACAUGACAGAUACUGUAGAAUUGGUGGAAUGUCUGCAGAAAAAGCCUUAUCGAGAACUUGUUGACCAAGACAUACAGCCAGCAAGAUAUCACAUAGCUUUUGGACCAGUAAUUGAUGGAGAUGUUAUUCCUGAUGAUCCUCAGAUAUUAAUGGAGCAAGGUGAAUUUCUCAACUAUGAUAUAAUGUUGGGCGUCAAUCAAGGAGAAGGAUUUAAAUUUGUGGAAAGCAUUGUGGACCAUGAAGAUGGAAUUUCUGCAAGUGAUUUUGACUUUGCAGUUUCAAAUUUUGUGGAUAAUUUGUAUGGAUAUACAGAAGGAAAAGAUAUAAUGAGGGAAACUAUAAAAUUCAUGUAUACGGAUUGGGCAGAUAGGCAUAAUCCUGAAACAAGAAGAAAAACAUUGUUGGCAUUGUUCACUGACCACCAAUGGGUCGCACCUGCAGUAGCAACUGCGGAUUUGCACUCCAACUUUGGUUCCCCUACAUACUUCUAUGCCUUUUUCCAUCAUUGCCAAUCUGAUCAAGUGCCUGCUUGGGCAGAUACAGCUCAUGGAGAUGAGGUUCCUUAUGUUUUUGGGAUUCCUAUGAUUGGACCUACAGAGUUAUUUCCUUGCAAUUUCUCCAAAAACGAUGUUAUGCUAAGUGCGGUAGUAAUGACAUAUUGGACAAACUUUGCAAAAACUGGAGAUCCAAAUCAGCCUGUACCACAAGACACAAAAUUCAUCCACACAAAGCCAAAUCGCUUUGAAGAAGUUGCAUGGACUAGAUAUUCACAAAAGGACCAAUUAUACCUCCACAUUGGAUUAAAACCCAGAGUUAAAGAACAUUAUAGGGCUAAUAAAGUUAAUCUUUGGUUAGAGUUGGUUCCACAUCUUCAUGUUAUUAAUGACCUCACCACAACAAAAGGGCCAUCUACAGAUAUCACUUCUACACAAACAAGGAAACCUCUUUUACCUGUAACUUCAGCUAUUCCCACAAUAAAUGGAGUUACUAUUAUCCAAGAGCCCAGUCCAUUUUCACUGGAAAGAGACUAUUCCACUGAAUUAAGUGUCACUAUUGCCGUUGGAGCAUCUCUUCUGUUUCUCAACAUCUUAGCUUUUGCAGCACUAUAUUACAAAAAGGACAAGAGGAGACAUGAUGUGCAUAGAAGAUGUAGUCCUCAGCGCAAUACUACAAAUGACAUAGCCCAUGCACAAGAAGAGGAAAUUAUGUCUCUUCAAAUGAAGCACACAGACUUGGACCAUGAAUGUGAAUCCAUCCAUCCCCAUGAGGUUGUUCUCAGAAAUGCCUGCCCUCCAGACUACACUUUAGCAAUGAGAAGAUCCCCAGAUGAUAUUCCAUUAAUGACCCCCAAUACUAUAACAAUGAUCCCUAACACCAUACCAGGGAUUCAAUCUAUACAUGCCUUUAAUACUUUUACUACGGGACAAAAUAACACACUUCCCCACCCCCAUCCACAUCCGCAUCCACAUUCACAUUCUACAACCAGAGUAUAGCCAGACCAGAUGGAAAACAGACUUUAUUUUUGGUGUAUUACAGUAGUUGACCUUACUGGGAAUUUCUUGGAUUUUCAAACUUGGAAGACUUAUGCUAUUUAAACGUUGAAAAUUACAAUGUGCAUACUGCACAUACAUAUCAAAAAAACUUUUUGGAUUUUUGAAAAUAACAUGUAAAUAUUCAAAGUGGACAAGAGCAACAAUUGAAACAAUUGUUGUGAAUAUUUUUUGUUUUUUAUUUCAUGUUCAAGUUUUUUUCUUUUUUUUUAGGAUUUAUUUUACAAAUUGGCUUUAGGCAUGUGCUUCACAAAAAGAGAGGACAAAGACUUCAAAUGUAUUUAUAUGCACAAGGGACUCACUCAUGGAAUGUCUGAUCUUUUUCACCUUUUUUAUUUUAAAACUGUUUUACUGUGUAGAUCAUAUAUAAGUGCACAAAGCACCGAUGCUGUUAAGGCCUUAAUUUGGCCCCAUUCUAUUAACUGCCAAUUGAGCAAAGAGUUUUAAGUCCUGGCAGGUACAAUAUUAUCACUUAAGUGCUGUCACUAUCAAAUGUGGGAAUAAAGGAAACAAUAUUUUUAGCACGAAGUGCAUGAUAAUUUGUAUGCUUGGUGGCUGUGCUGCUGAUUAAGCCACAAUUAAAGUUGUUCUCAUCCCAUUAAAGUUUUUAUAACAGAUUACUACAUCGAUUGGCAAACCUCAGGAUGAUUUUUAGAGGGGAGGGAUAGGUAACUAAAGUUCAGUAAUUCACUGUAUUCUCCUCGGCAUUUAGAUAGAAAUGAAAGGUGCAUUGUAAGUUAAUGAUGAAAGUGAAAAACUGGUGCAAAUCCCAAAGGAAAUGUGUAUUUAAAUUUUUAUUAUAGAUUGCGCUAAAUCUAAACAAUUUCUAGAAAACAGGUUCAGUUUCAUUUAGUAUAGCUGGCAUAGAUGACAUAUGAUGUUGGUAAGUAACAGUGUGUCCAAAGAGUUAUUUUCCCACUACUGAAAUUUCAAAAAUAUUUUUUUUUCUCAUGAUGCAUGUCCACAAGUGUUCCAAAAUGAAUUUUAUUCGUUAUCACUGUAAAUUUAUUUAUAUAUUGAUGUUACCUCACAGCAGUAUUAUCAGUAAAAUGUAUACAUAUGUAGAUAUGAAGAACACACUAUAAUGAAGGGUGCCAACAAGAUUUAUAAACCCAAUUCUGGGACUGUAAUUUUAUACCAAUACUAUCCAGUCACAAAAGUAUUAAUUUCCCUAUUGUUUAUCAGGAAAAAAAAUAUUUAUCACAAUCUUUUCAAGGUGUUUGUAUAUGUAACAGAUGUACAUUUAUAUGGAAAAUGAUAAAGGUGGAGUUAAGAGCACAUCACUAAGAAAUACUUUUCUCUCUUACCUGUAUAUUUCUAAUAGAAAACAGUUAUUGCGCUUUUUCUUUUUUUUCCCUUGUUUACGUUCUUUUUUUUUUACAUUUUUCAAAAUUAUUAAUAAUUUUGAUAGUUUGUAAGAUAAUGCAAAUAUGUUUCUCUGACAAACUAACUGCAGUAACUUUCUUUUCAGUUACUCUUUUUCAAGAAUAAAAGCUUAUUACACACAGAAAUUGUAAUUACUUAACGAAAAUUACUUUGUACUUCUUGACUAGAAUACUGGUCAUUGAGUGAAAUAAAAAUAAUCUGGAUAAUCAAUAUUAUUCCAAUGCUGAAAAGAUUACUUUGCUCAUUAAAGAGCCAAUUUGUUGACUACUGUUUUGUCAUUUGU